Molecule: messenger RNA, 584 nt
Organism: Lolium rigidum
Lineage: Eukaryota; Viridiplantae; Streptophyta; Magnoliopsida; Poales; Poaceae
Product: Bowman-Birk type bran trypsin inhibitor-like
Exons: 2
Coding region: 1-414 (137 amino acids)
Cellular component (GO): extracellular region
Molecular function (GO): serine-type endopeptidase inhibitor activity
Source: RefSeq, a predicted model, not a curated record
AUGGCCGGCUAUUUAUACGUGCUACCUAUCCAGCUUCAGAUUCACAGCAAAAUUUCAGCCAUGAAUAUGAAGAGGUGCCUCAGCGCUUGCAUUCUACUGAUGCUUUCGCUCGAAGGAGCCCUCCUCGUCGUCGGCCGACCCUCCCAGGCCGCCGCGGCCGCUACCACCAUUCGCCUCCCCAGCGACACCCAAGCAGCGGCGUCGACGAGGCCGUGGGACUGCUGCGACUUUGCACAGUGCACCAAAUCUAUCCCGCCGUACUGCCGUUGCAGGGACGAGGUGGACCAUUGCGCCGCCACCUGCAAGGACUGCGCAGCCUCCACAUCGGACCCUUCCCGCCACAUCUGCCAAGACAUGUUCAUCGGGUUCCCCGGGCCCAUGUGCACCCUCGAGGCUAACAACGUCGGUAACUAGUGCUCACGCCCUCGCCGGCGCGCGUUCAUCGCCCGAUCGCCGCUGACAGUGGUGCGUGUUGCUCGUCUAUAUCUUCACGGAUGCGUGAAAGAAUAAAAUAUAGGUCGCCUCUUGCAAUAUGUAUGGUGUGUCAGCCAACUAUGAAUAAAGACGGUUUAAAUUCACGUGCA